CACCCCCAGUACGCGCUAGGCCGGCAGAGGGGUAGGACACCGCACCGCGAACUGCUCUCUUGUGACAGAACGUACCUCAUAUACUAAUAUCUUACCUGGAAAAGAGGGAGCAAGCGUGUGCGUGACGGCUCCUGAUUCAGUUGAACGGUCUAGCUUUUGUAACACGUUCCCGCGGUUUUAGUUUCGUGUCGCUAUAAGCUUAGUUGUGUUCUCCCGGCAUUAGGAAGGAGGAGGACGACAGUGCACCAACACAGCGUUUACAGUCGCGGCUUCCCCGGCACGAUGGGCGAACCCUGGGACUACCCCCCCGCCCAGGGCCUGUACGACCCCUCGCGGGAGACAGCGGCGUGUGGUGUUGGCUUCAUUGUCAAUAUCGAUGGGGAGUCUUCGGCCAAGGUGGUUCGUGAUGCGGAGAAGCUCGCGUCCCGGAUGAAGCACAGGGGAGCGUGUUCUUGUGACAACGACACUGGCGACGGAGCGGGACUGAUGGCAGCAAUCCCGCACUCCUUCUACUCCAGCCUCUUGAAGGAGGAGGGAAUAGAGCUGCCCGAGCCUGGACGCUACGCUACCGGCAUCUUCUAUUUCGACGAGCCCCACCACCAGGAGAGUGAGAGCCUUUUCGAUGAGCUCGUCGCUUCCCAUGGCCUCAAGGUGCUGCAGUGGCGCACUGUUCCCACCGACACCACCCAGAUCGGCGAAGUGGCGCGCGGCACGGAGCCCUUCAUGAGGCAAGUUUUUGUGGCCGCCGCUGACGAGUACGAUGACGCCACCUUCAGGAAAAAGGUCUGGAUGGCGAGGAAGCAAGCCACCCACAACAUAAUGCGCCCUGGCGCCAGGUUCUACAUCUGCUCGCUCUCCACCACAACCAUCGUCUACAAGGGACAGCUCACAUCAGACCAGCUGUGGACCUACUUCCUUGACCUGCAUAAUCCCGAUUUCGCAACCUACAUGGCGCUGGUCCACACGAGGUUCUCCACCAACACCUUCCCCUCCUGGGAGCGCGCACACCCUCUCAGGAUAAUGGCCCAUAACGGUGAGAUCAACACUCUGCGAGGGAAUGUGAACUUUAUGAAGGCCAGAGAGGGCGUGAUGAAGAGCAAGGAGUUCGGGAGUGACCUGAGCAAACUGUACCCCGUUGUGGAGCCCAACCUCUCUGACUCCGGUGCCGUGGACUGCUGCCUCGAGUUUCUGGUGAUGGCUGGCGGCCGCUCCCUGCCUGAGGCCAUCAUGACUAUGGUCCCUGAGGCUUGGCAGAAUGAUGAGCUGAUGCACCCAGAGAAGAAGGACUUCUACCGAUGGUCAGCCUGUGCCAUGGAGCCCUGGGACGGCCCUGCUCUCAUGACUUUCACUGACGGACGUUACAUUGGAGCAAUUCUGGAUAGGAAUGGUCUGCGUCCUUCUCGCUAUUACGUCACCAAAGACCGAGUGCUGGUGAUGGCUUCAGAAGUGGGCGUAUAUGACACAGAGCCCGAGAAUAUUCUUCAGAAGGGUCGCCUGAAGCCUGGACGUAUGCUGCUGGUAGACACACAGGAGAAAAUUCUGAGUAAAGAUGAAGAACUCAAGCUCCAGAUUGCCAGAUCAAGACCUCACUCAACCUGGAUCAAAGAACAGAUGAUAACCUUGGAAGACUUGUAUGCUGCCCAUGAAGGGAGUCUCACAAGCGAGCCACCUGUGGCAAACGGCCACGUUAAUGGACUGAAUGGGGAUGAUGAGAGUGCCGCUGUGAUGCGCACGUUUGGCGGAGACCGGCGGUUGCUGAUGAAUGGAUACACUGUGGAAACACUCAACUUGCUGUUGCUUCCCAUGGUGACCACCAAGAAAGAAGCUCUGGGUUCCAUGGGCAAUGAUGCUCCACUGGCUUGUCUGUCAGAGUUCCAGCCUCUCAUGUAUGACUACUUCAAGCAACUGUUUGCCCAAGUAACAAAUCCUCCAAUUGAUCCAUUCAGAGAGAAAAUUGUGAUGUCACUUGCUUGCCCAAUUGGGCCUGAAGCCAACAUCCUGGAGCCAAGUGCUAGUCAGUGUCAUCGGAUCUUCUUAGAAAAUCCCAUCUUGUCCUUACAAGAUCUUGAAGUGAUCAAAGCCACCAAAUACCGUGGCUGGCAGACCUAUGUGGUGGACAUCACAUACCCAUUGGCUGAUGGAAUACAUGGCCUGGUUCCUGCACUGGACCGCAUUGCUGCCGAGUGCUGCAAGGCUGCCAAGGACGGAUACCAGUUGCUGGUUUUGUCUGACAGGAAGGGUGGCACUGACAGGCUGCCAGUAAGCACACUGCUGGCUUUGGGUGCUACUCACCACUCACUGAUUGAAGAACGCCAACGCAUGAAAGUCGGCCUCAUCCUAGAGACGGGAGAGGCAAGGGAAGUGCAUCACAUGUGUGUCCUGCUUGGAUAUGGAGCUGAUGCUAUUUGUCCCUAUCUGGUAUUUGAGACCAUGAACACCUUGCUGGCAGAGGGAGUCAUCAGCUCCUCUCUCAAUGAAAAGGACAUCUUCAAGAAUUACGUUGAUGCAAUGGAACGUGGAUUGUCCAAAGUGAUGGCAAAGAUGGGCAUUUCCACCCUCCAGUCCUACAAGGGUGCCCAGAUCUUUGAGGCCGUUGGCAUUUCCUCAGAAAUUAUUGACAAGUGCUUUAAGGGCACUGCAUCACGGAUUGGUGGUGUGACAUUUGAGACGGUGAGCAGAGAGAUGGUGGACCGACACGCCCUGAGUUACAGUGACCGUGAAUGUGACACUUUGGUCCUGAGAAACCCUGGAUUUUACCACUGGAGGAGUGGUGGAGAGAAGCACAUGAAUGACCCUUCAUCAAUUGCAAAUCUCCAGGAUUCUGCAAAAACCAACAAUAAGUCCCAGUAUGACAAAUUCAAAGAAACAACAAUUCAGAGUGUUCAGGCUUGCACACUGCGUGGACAGCUGGAACUUGUCAAGGGAGACAGUCCUAUUGAUAUAUCAGAGGUGGAGCCUGCCUCGGAAAUUGUGAAGAGAUUUGCUACUGGAGCCAUGAGCUUUGGGUCUAUCUCCAUUGAGGCUCACACCACCCUGGCCAUCGCCAUGAACCGUGUGGGAGCAAAGUCCAACACUGGAGAAGGAGGAGAGAAUGCUGACAGAUACAUGAAUCAAGAUCCGGAGUUCAACAAACGUUCUGCAAUCAAGCAGGUUGCCUCAGGACGCUUUGGUGUAACUGCCUCAUAUUUGGCUAACUCUGAUGACCUGCAGAUCAAGAUGGCACAAGGAGCCAAACCUGGGGAAGGUGGAGAACUGCCAGGUUAUAAAGUGACAGAAGAUAUCGCCAAAACUCGACAUUCAGUUGCUGGAGUGGGUCUCAUUUCCCCGCCACCUCACCAUGACAUCUACAGUAUUGAAGACUUGGCUGAACUCAUUUAUGACCUCAAGUGUUCAAACCCCAGGGCCCGCAUCUCCGUCAAGCUUGUCUCAGAAGUUGGCGUUGGUGUUGUGGCAUCAGGAGUGGCAAAGGGCAAGGCUGAGCACAUCACAAUCUCUGGGCAUGAUGGAGGCACUGGAGCCAGCAGCUGGACUGGCAUCAAGAGUGCUGGUCUGCCAUGGGAGUUAGGUAUUUCUGAAACUCACCAGACACUUGUCCUCAACAACUUAAGGUCAAGGGUUGUCCUGCAAGCUGAUGGGCAAAUUCGCUGUGGUUUUGAUGUUGUAGUAGCAGCAAUGCUUGGGGCUGAUGAGUUUGGCUUUAGCACUGCUCCUCUCAUUGUGAUGGGCUGCACCAUGAUGCGCAAGUGUCACCUCAACACAUGUCCUGUUGGCAUUGCUACUCAAGAUCCAGUGCUGAGGAAGAAGUUUGAGGGCAAACCAGAACAUGUUGUUAACUAUCUGUUCAUGCUGGCUGAGGAGGUUCGUGAGUACAUGGCGUCCCUGGGUCUUCGCAAGUUCCAGGAUCUCGUGGGUCGCGCUGACUUGCUUCGUGUCCGUGAAUCUUGCACAGAUAAGGCCAAACUCCUGGACAUGUCUCAAAUACUGAAAAGUGCACUUGAAAUUAGACCUGGAACAAACAUUGUUGGGGGUUCAGUAAAACAAGACUUUGGACUUGAAACUCACUUGGACCAGCAGAUCUUGAAGGAGGCAGAGGCAGUGUUGAAUGGUACUGCUGACAAUGUCACCAUCAACACCACAAUCCACAAUGAGGUCCGAGCAUUUACAUCCACUCUUUCCUACCACAUUGCUCUAAAGUAUGGAGAGGAGGGUCUUCCUGACAACAGCAUCCAGAUCAACCUUACAGGCUCAGCUGGCCAGAGCUUCUGUGCUUUCCUGGCUAAGGGUGUUACUGUUACUCUUGAGGGAGACUCCAAUGACUAUGUGGGCAAGGGAUUGUCUGGAGGUGAGGUUGUGAUCUACCCACAGAAGAGCAUAUCUGAAGAUUACAAGACUGAAGAUAAUGUUAUUGUAGGCAAUGUGUGUCUGUAUGGAGCCACUGCAGGCAAAGCUUUCUUCAGAGGAGUGGCAGCAGAGAGAUUCUGUGUUCGUAACUCUGGAGCCAUUGCUGUGGUUGAGGGAGUGGGAGACCAUGGGUGUGAGUACAUGACUGGUGGACGAGUAGUAAUCUUGGGCCCAACAGGACGAAACUUUGCAGCAGGAAUGUCUGGUGGCAUUGCCUAUGUGCUGGACACUAAGAAUGACUUCUCUAAGAAAUGUAACCCGCAGAUGGUAGAACUGCUGCCUCUGGAAAUGUCUGAAGAUCUCACUUUUGUGGAGGAUUUGCUUCAUCAAUUCCAUGACAAGACAGGGUCCCUUGUGGCUGCUGACCUGCUCACAGACUGGCCAGCACAGGCCUCCAAGUUUGUAAAGGUGUUCCCAUAUGAGUACCAGCGAGCCUUGAAGCAACUGGCCGAGAAGGAGGCUGCAGCACAGCCUGUACCUGAGCCUCCCAAGGUUGAGAAGCCAACAUCUCCUGUGCAGGAUAUUGAAGAGACGGUCACUGAUGCUGCCAUGGAGAAGAAACGCCUGGAAAAAGUCCUUGACAAGACUAGAGGCUUCGUUAAGUACAAGCGUGAGACCUCAAUGUACCGACCUGCUGCUGAAAGGCAAAAGGACUGGAAUGAGAUUUACAACUUUGAGGGAGUGAGGCGAGGGUUGCGAACACAGGCUGCCCGGUGCAUGGAGUGUGGCGUGCCCUUCUGCCAGUCCUCCCACGGCUGCCCACUGGGGAACAUCAUCCCUAAAUGGAAUGACCUUGUGUUUAACAACAACUGGAAAGAAGCUCUCAACCAACUGCUCCAAACAAAUAACUUCCCUGAGUUUACUGGCAGAGUGUGCCCUGCUCCUUGUGAAGGUGCCUGUGUCUUGGGAAUCAAUGAACUUCCUGUCACGAUCAAGAACAUUGAGUGCUCCAUCAUUGACCAUGCUUUUGAGCAGGGCUGGAUAAAGCCAGAGCCCCCACUAGUGAGGACAGGCAAGAAGGUAGCUGUUGUUGGCUCUGGACCAGCUGGUUUGGCUGCAGCUCACCAGCUAAAUAAAGCUGGCCAUUUGGUGACUGUGUUUGAACGUAAUGACCGCGUGGGAGGGCUGCUGCAGUACGGCAUCCCCACCAUGAAGCUGAGCAAGGAAGUGGUACAGAGGCGAGUGAACCUGCUGACAGAGGAAGGCAUCACAUUCAAAACCGGAGUCAAUGUUGGGAAAGAUAUCUCUGCCAAGGAGCUUCAGGAUGAGCAUGAUGCUGUACUAUUGUGCAUGGGUGCCACCUGGCCCAGAGACCUGCCUAUCACCAACAGGCAGCUGGAAGGCAUCCACUUUGCUAUGGCUUUCUUGGAGACCUGGCAGAAGAAACAAAUGGGGAACAAGAUUGAUGUUACUCCUCUCAGUGCAAAAGACAAAGAUGUUAUUGUUAUUGGUGGUGGUGAUACUGGUUGUGAUUGUAUUGGAACAUCCUUGAGACAGGGAGCAAAAUCGAUCACCACAUUUGAGAUCCUGCCUCAGCCACCACCUUCCCGAAGCAAUGACAACCCAUGGCCCACUUACCCCAGAGUGUUCAAGGUGGAUUAUGGACAUGAAGAAGUGAAAGUCAAGUUUGGCAAAGACCCAAGAGCAUACAGCACACUCACUAAGGAGUUCCUGGAUGACGGGUCAGGGAAAGUCGCAGGUGUGCGCACCAUUCAGGUGGAAUGGACUAAGGAUGAAAAUGGUCGCUGGAAAAUGAAUGAAGUUGAAGGCUCAGAGAAGGUUUACAAGGCUGAUUUGGUGCUACUGGCCAUGGGCUUCCUGGGACCUGAGAAGUACAUUAUCUCUGAACUAGAAUUGGAGCAGGACCCGCGCUCCAACAUCCGCACUCCUAAUGGCAAAUACUCCACCAGCGUUGAUAAAGUCUUUGCGGCUGGAGAUUGCCGGAGAGGUCAGUCCCUGGUGGUGUGGGCUAUCAAUGAAGGACGGCAGGCAGCAAGAGAGGUGGACGCUUACCUCAUGAACACCUCCACGCUGCCUGUGACGGGAGGAGUUGUCCAGAUCACACAGAAAGGGUAAUUGCCAUGAUGCUUCCCGGUGUUAAUCAUGCUACAGCCUCGAAUUUAUUUCUUUUCUUGCAAGUCGUCGUUAUCCUGCAAGAGAAAACACAAAUUAGUUCAUGUUUCAACAUUCUGGUCUUCACUCAGGUGAAUUAACCAGGGAAUACAUGAAGGAUUUUCUCGUUACCUGUUCAGUGUAUUUUGAUAGCAGACGUCUCUCAUUGUAACUGUCAUGAAAUCAGUGUAGGAUGGCGACAAAAACCACAACCUAUAUUUUGUGUAGGAUGGCAACAAAAACCACAACCUAUAUUUUAUGAACACACUCAAUUGAUCGAGCGUCCAAGCCAACAGGAAUGAAUGUGCUAGGUUUGUCAUGCAAGGAAGAGUAAGGAGCAACAUGAUCCUAAGGCAUAUUCUUUCCCUGGUGUAUAUAUCCAUAACUGUACAGUAACAGAAUCUAGAUGCAUACUCACUCAAAUCAGUAUGCCUGACUGAUUUUCCAACCUGUAUAACCUACUAUAAAUAGAUUUUUUUCUAGACUACAGGUUUUAUUUGCACAAAAUGUAUACAACCUUUUAAUGAUGGAAGUUAGAAUUCAGAAUAAGUUCAGAGCUAUUCUUAUUAAGUUUAUGAAUGUGAAUUUUACUUGUAGAUGGAUGAAGAAAGUUCAGUAUUAUUCUCUUGGUUGGAAGAGUAACAUUCCCUCCUUGCACAGUGGUAGCUACCUUGAUAACCUUAGAAGUGUGCUGCUGUAGAUCAUAAGAUUUUAUGUGGACUUAAAAGUAAUAAAGAUAACUACUGUAUUCUAGUGCUCUGUAAAGUAAUACUUGGUGUUGACAUAAAUAUAUAUACACAACUCCAGAAAAUGCCAUAUUUUACUGCUCUUAGGAAAUGUGUAAAGCAGCAGUGAUCAAAGUUGUUGCUGUCUAGAUAGUGUUAAAUAAGAGCAUUGCCUCUUAUACUUUGGACUUUAGUGGUAAGAAGGAAAGCCUAUGUUGGAAGAAAGGAUAAGUUACACGGUUCAUGGCUGAUUGAUAAAUGCAAUAUGUAAUGUAUUCAGAAAUCAUUGCAGGCACACGUUGCAAAACAUUGGCACGUGUUAACUUCAUCUGCCUCCAACAGUUAACAUUAUGCAUUACUUGAAUUUGUAGUUAAUAUUAUAAGUAACAUGACAAAUCCUCCUUCCUCAUUAAGUAGACAAAUUAAAAGUCCAAAAGUAAAGUGAAUGGUUGUUACCAUACAUGAGCAAACAUAUCAGACUAUACUUAAAUAUUUACAACAUAAGUUGUACAGAAAUAUCCUUUUUGGAAAAAAAAAAACAAUUCAUGCAAAUUAGUACAGUGUUUGUGUGCAGGUAACAAAGGCAUGUUAUUGAAUUUUCUGCAAUAACUAUUUAUCUUAAGAUUAUUCAGAGAAAUUCAAGUGAUAUCUUGAGGCAGGACUUGACACUUUCUUACUCUUGACUCCUCUGUCACCAUCACUCCCACCACCACUGUGCUUUGGAUGUUGUUGCAUCAUCAAGCAAUACAUUAAAAUGUCACUCAGAAUAAUAUUUUCAGACAUUUUUAAGAGGAGUAUAGUUCUAGAACUAUGAAAUUUAUAUAUAUAUAUAUAUAUAUAUAUAUAUAUAUAUAUAUAUAUAUAUAUAUAUAUAUAUAUAUAUAUAUAUAUAUAUAUAUAUAUAUAUAUAUAUAUAUAAUAAAUUUAAGCCGUCUAUUCGUGUCUUAUCAUAAUAUUAAGCAUCAUUCAUUUUGCUUCCUUUAUUGCUUCAUAAAUGCACAUUACCAGUGUAUGAAAUCUAGUACCUAAGACAGCCACUUGGCAAAAUUUGAGUGUAAGGAGUUGUGGUGACAGAAGAAUUAAUAAUACAUUGUGACAUGUAUUAUACUGUAUUCUCAAAUAAGCAUUGAUGUGAUUCAUUAGUCCACUGUCUUGUGUACCAUUGUUACAGUCUGCAUAUUUCCACUGCCAAGCAGCCUGUGUUUUGAGAUGCCAUUGCCACAGCAUGGAGUCCCAAGACUGCAAAGUUGAUGUGCAUUAUUUUUAUUAUAUAUUUAAUUUUUGAGAACUGAAGGAUUACUUCAUGCUUUGAUUGAGAGCUUUAUUUUGUACUAUAAUUAUUAUUCAUAGGAAAUUCCGUCUGUGUUGUCUUUUGUCCAUAAGUACUCCACUCCCAAUCUGUUACUGUAAGUCAGAAUGACAUGAAGCUCAUUUAAUGUGUAUCUAGGGAGCUGCAGCUCUGUCAACUGCAUGUGAUAGCGAUGCCUGGUCAAUGCGAAACAUUGUCUUCCAUAAAUUAUGGUAGAUAAGAUAACAGUAUUGAGUGUCGUGUCUAUUGAUAUCCAGUUGUGGUAUGUUGAUGUUAGAAGCGUCCAAGACAGGAGGAGGCUACAUGUCCUCAUACACUGAAUCUACAUGUUGCCCUUCUCAAGCACACACUAAGCUACAGUGCAUUUUAUUUUUAUUAAACUUUUUCUUUGACAUUUAGAUCAUAUAGUAUGUGCACAACGACAAAUUGCAGCAACAUUAAAGCAAUUACUUUCAAUAUGUUUCUUUAACCAGAAUUGCUUAAUAGUGAAAAUCUUUUAUUUAUUCAAAAAGCAUCCAAAUAAGAGUUUUUAGUAAAAUUUUGUCAGUUGUUGCUGGGCAGUUAAUAAUUAUCAUCCAGUGUGAACUACUCAGUUCUCCUCCUAUAAAUAGAUAGGUAUACCUCUGUAUAUGAUACUAUCAAUAAAAGCAAAUAAAA
This is a messenger RNA of Portunus trituberculatus (swimming crab), 9204 nucleotides long. Its product is annotated as glutamate synthase [NADH], amyloplastic-like. Gene Ontology annotation, molecular function: iron-sulfur cluster binding; iron ion binding; FMN binding. The record is from RefSeq and is a predicted model, not a curated record. NCBI's taxonomy places the organism in Eukaryota, Metazoa, Arthropoda, Malacostraca, Decapoda, Portunidae.